This is a messenger RNA of Osmerus eperlanus (European smelt), 2604 nucleotides long. It is a transcript of the gene hmbsb, whose product is annotated as hydroxymethylbilane synthase, b. The coding region runs from base 180 to 1256 and encodes 358 amino acids. NCBI's taxonomy places the organism in Eukaryota, Metazoa, Chordata, Actinopteri, Osmeriformes, Osmeridae. Gene Ontology annotation, molecular function: hydroxymethylbilane synthase activity. Gene Ontology annotation, cellular component: cytoplasm. Gene Ontology annotation, biological process: heme biosynthetic process. The transcript is spliced from 14 exons. The record is from RefSeq and is a predicted model, not a curated record.
AUGACGAGCAGUGUCAACAGGGGGCGUACAGGGGAAGUUCAUCUGCCGUUUCAGUCACCGGAGCAAUCUACAAUUUCGCAGUUUAUUUAACAAUUAACGUUAUGUUGAUGGCGUCCAUCUUGGGCAACGUUUGUUCCUGACACGGAUAACCUUCAGAUGCAUUCAUCGGAUUUUAAAAAAUGUCUGGAGAAGCCAGUUCUCAGGAUGGGAACGGGAGGGUCAGCCGGGUCAUACGGAUCGGGACCAGGAAGAGCCAGUUGGCUCGUAUCCAGACAGACAGCGUUGCAGAGAAGCUGAAAGAGCUGUUUCCAGAAGUUCAUUUGGAGAUAGUUGGAAUGUCCACUAUUGGAGACAAAAUCCUAGAUACUGCAUUAUCAAAGAUUGGAGAGAAGAGUCUUUUCACCAAAGAACUGGAGAAUGCUCUGGAGAAGAAUGAGGUCGACCUGGUGGUCCACUCUCUGAAGGACCUGCCCACCACCCUGCCUCCAGGCUUCACCAUCGGAGCUGUGCUGAGGCGGGAGGACCCCCAUGAUGCAGUAGUGAUGCACCCCAAAAACGCUGGCAAGUCCCUGGAUGCCCUUCCUAAUAAGAGUGUGAUCGGCACCAGUUCCCUACGCAGGGCUGCCCAGCUGAAGAAAAGGUUCCCCCACCUGGAGUUCAAAGACAUCAGAGGGAACCUGAACACUCGUCUGAAGAAGCUGGAUGAGAAGGAGGACUUUGCUGCCAUCAUCCUGGCUGCAGCAGGACUGCGCCGUAUGGGCUGGGACAGCAGGAUCAGCCAGACAUUGAGUCCUGAAGACUGCAUGUAUGCCAUUGGACAGGGUGCUCUGGCGGUGGAGGUGAGAGCCAGAGACACAGACAUCCUGGAGAUGGUGUCUGUGCUGCACCACUCUGAAACCGUGCUGCGCUGCAUCGCUGAGAGGGCCUUCCUCAGACAGCUGGAGGGAGGCUGCAGUGUUCCUGUGGCUGUCAACACCGAGGUCAAGGACUCUCAGCUGUACCUGACGGGGGCAGUGUACAGCCUGGAUGGGAGUGACAGUCUGAAGGAGACCAUGCAGACCAGCCUGGCUGACGACAAGCAGGAGCUGGAGGAGGUGGACGAGCGCAUGCAGCACGUGGGCGUGACGGCCACCAAGAUUUCGGCCUCCGCCCAGGACGCAGCAGAGAAGCUGGGGCUAGACCUGGCUAAUCUACUGCUGAGCAAGGGAGCCAAGGAGAUCCUGACUGUAGCCAGGCAGCUCAACGAUGCCUCAUAGUAGCUCCGAGAUGCAGAGCUGUGGGGUGUUUGGGGGGGGGGGGGGGGGGGGGGGUUAGAGGUGCUAGUGUAACUCUAACUCUUUAUUACACUUAGUCAUAUUAUUGCUUUCAUUUAGCACUAUGCUGCACAGGCCACACCUAUUAUGUAAACGCCUUCUCAGUUGAAGGACGUGUAGUUGACAAGAGAAAAGCCUGUUUACCAAACACAGGAAACAUGCUGGGAGAAUGUUCAGCUCCUGUUCAGCACUGAACACCGGACCCCUAAACACGAGGGAUCUAAAGCAAAGCUAAAAAAUAGACCUGAUAUCAACUACACAACCCAGGAGGCUGCAGUAUCCAUUAGCGCCGGCUUAUCUUUAUAGACAGUUUGUUCAAAAAUGACCAGGGUGUUCUCACUGUGUGGCCUUGUGCACUGUGUUGUUGUAGAUGUGGUAGAGUUACCCUAACCCAGCUUGGAGGUACUUGGAUGGAGUUGUGUGUGUGUGUGUGUGUGUGUGUGUGUGUGUGUGUGUGUGUGUGUGUGUGUGUGUGUGUGUGUGUGUGAGGUAAGAUAUGUUAUGUGUGACUGGGUCAGGACUUCCGUGUAACACAAGACAGUGCAGAUGGUAGACCUUCAAUCAGAACUGUAAAGAUGUCUCAACCUUUGACAAAUUUAAAAUUAGAGUGAUAUCUAAUUACAUCUUAAGCCUUUUUCUACCAGCCAUCUUCAAUGAAGCUUGGACUCCCCCAUAGGUAAUCAGCCUCCAGCUAACCUUUAAUGUUCUGUAUAAUAUGGCUAGUAAGGGUUGAGUUCAACAGAUUGAACAGAAUGUACCUUUUACAUAUAUUUUGUCAUUUUCCAACCUACCCAACACCUGUACAGUAGAUCACAGUAAUGUUGUGCCUUUUUCGAGUUUCAAAAACACCAAAGCCAGGCCCUGCCCAAGUGUCCUCUCACCCCCAAGUACUCAGUGCAAGAAGAUGGCCUUCAGAACAGGCCUCAACAAGGGUCAUAUCACUGUUUAUCACAUGGUGGGUCACAAUGACCCGAAGGCAGCACAAGGUUUAAGGUUUUCAUAGAUUUCUAUUAUUCUAAUGCAAUGCCUCAAACAAAUUAUUUUCUUUUUCCAUAUCAAUGGUCCUAUGUUUUUCUCAUCAGUAUUAUCUAUGUAGAUGGCCCAUAAUACCAAUCCUUAUUUCCCCUCAAUGUUUUUGAAAUGGUUGUGAAAUACCUCUGUAUUCAUGUUUAAAUAUGUAUCUGUAUUCUGCUAAUUACAUUUAUGCAAUCUGGGAAGGAGGAGUUUGUCUGUGUCACGGAUCAUAGAGAGAGUGUUGAGAAAGGAUCUUUCAAUAAAGGGUUUUAUUUGA